This is a messenger RNA of Megalops cyprinoides (Indo-Pacific tarpon), 810 nucleotides long. RefSeq lists its product as uncharacterized. Bases 1 to 810 code for a protein of 269 amino acids. Lineage: Eukaryota; Metazoa; Chordata; Actinopteri; Elopiformes; Megalopidae. The record is from RefSeq and is a predicted model, not a curated record. The transcript is spliced from 9 exons.
AUGAACCUCUUCUGCUUCUCCCUGGAGGGCUCUAUGGACAGUCUCUACGAGGCGGUCCAGGACGCCGAUGAGGGCCAGGUCUACACCAUCCCCAGCAGGUCGUGUAGCCCCGCGGUCAUGCUGGACGAAAACGCCAAAUGGCGCGGCUCCGAGCGCUCCAUCUCCCUGGAACUGUCCCAAAUCCACACCACCAAUGCAAAAAAGAAGAAACGGAAGCCUCUAAUACCCAAAUCCAUGUCUGACAAUGAAGCAUUAGAUAAUGCUGAGUGCAUUAACACCUACUGGCCAUCAUCCAAGAAGAGAGAAGAUUUAGUUCACCUCAGGAACAAUCAAAACGGAGAGCUGGGAAUGGAACUGCUUCAGGCCGGCUUUCAAAUGGGGGACUGCGGAUUGCGCCAACUCAACAAUCAGAGGGAAAAGGAGCAGGCCACCCAGGUCAUGAGCUAUGACACGUGGAUUCCAAACUGGGAGCGUCCGAACAGCAGGCAGCAAGAUCCGGCAGAGAAGAGGCCCAACACGCCCCAACGCGCCCAGGAGAACUCUGCCCCCGGCCCCAUUCCUACGGACCGGGGCUGGGCCAUGGGGGUGCCUCCAAACCGCCAGCGCUGGAGCACCUCAGGGGAGCCCCCCCCGCCGUGGGGCGGCCCUUACCACACCUGCCGCCGACCGCUCAGCGAGUUCCGCGCGUACACAUGUGACCUCACCCUGCCCCGCCCCGACAGCCUCGCCCGCGAGCCCUCACCCCACUGCGUCGCCCGCUCCAUCACCAACGCCGACCUCUGCGUCUCCAGCACUAGGUUUUUGCAGUGA